This is a messenger RNA of Bombus pyrosoma, 1906 nucleotides long. It is a transcript of the gene MKP-4, whose product is annotated as dual specificity protein phosphatase MPK-4. NCBI's taxonomy places the organism in Eukaryota, Metazoa, Arthropoda, Insecta, Hymenoptera, Apidae. The transcript is spliced from 2 exons. Gene Ontology annotation, molecular function: protein tyrosine/serine/threonine phosphatase activity. Gene Ontology annotation, biological process: protein dephosphorylation. The record is from RefSeq and is a predicted model, not a curated record. Bases 547 to 1494 code for a protein of 315 amino acids. Gene Ontology annotation, cellular component: nucleus.
UAUAUUUUUUAUUGUGUUAUGUUGUGUAAAAGUAAAAAAAUAAAUUUAAGAUAUAUCAAAAUGGAUGAAAGAUGUGUAAUAUUAUUGAAGAAUUAAGAUUCGAAUUAUUUCCGAACAUAUUGUGUCUGAUACCAAUAAUACUUUACAUCGUAAAAAGAAAAUAAAAUUUUUUAUAAAACAUGUUACUGUUACGAUUUAUUUUUCGUAUCAUUCAAAUAACAUUUAUAGAACUAGUUUCAUAAUCAGAAAUACUGCAAUUAUUUACAAUACGUUUAAGCGAGGUAAUAAAAAAUAUAAUUUUCACUUAGAGCAUGUUGUAAAUAGAUUUUGGAUAUUCCACGUUCUUUUCACACAAGGACAACUAUUGGUACCUCUAGGGAAGUUAUAUUUUAUUUAAGUUAUUACUUUUUAUGUGAAUUUUGGUUCAGAAAUUUUAUAUCAAUUUAAUCUUCUGUAUCAUACAUAUUGUAUCAUAAUUAACAAAAUAAAUUAAUUGCCAUUAAAGAUGCAUGCCGUAGCUCUAUUCUUUAUUCCAGAGUGAUCAGCAUGGCACAAAAAGAGACUACUAAUCUAAUUAGAGAAGAUUUUGAUGCUGGCCCAUCGAGCUAUGAUGAAAUUAUUCCUGUAGAUUCAUGUCCACUUCCAAGAAAAAUCCAAGGACUUCUACCAAAUUUGACUGUAAAAUACAUACAAAUUACUGAUAUGCCACGCGAAGAUCUUUUAACUCACUUUGAAGAUUCUUAUGAGUUUAUAGAUCAUUCUCUACAGCAGAAUGAAAAAAUUUUGGUACACUGCUAUUUUGGUAUUUCUAGAUCAGCUACAAUUGUUAUUGCAUAUUUAAUGAAAAAAUAUAAAAAAAGUUUCUAUGAUGCGUUUGAAGCUGUAAAAGAAAAGAGACGCUUUGUGGGACCUAACGCUGGUUUUUUAGCGCAGUUGAAGCUUUAUGAAGAAAUGGGUUUUGGAGUAGAUAAUACUAACGUACAAUUCAAAAUGUAUAAAUUACAAAUUGCAGGUGAUAAGAUGCGAAAGGCAAAAAUUUUACCACAAAAUUGUGCAGAUUUGAUAAAAUCAGAUCCAGCUCUUGCUACGGUACAUCCAGAGCCAACAGUGUAUCGCUGUAAAAAGUGUAGAAGAAUCAUAGCAAGUGCUAGCAAUAUUUUGCCACAUAUGCCAAACGAAAGACAAAUCUGGAGACAUAUAAGUACAAGAAAAACGUCGCGCGAAUUGUUGGAACCGCUACAUAAACGAGAGCAGCAACCUGCAGAAUUUUGUACAAAAAUAUUGUUUGUGGAGCCGCUAGCUUGGAUGCCCGACAUAACGCACAAUGUCGAGGGGAAAUUGAAUUGUCCAAAAUGUAAUACAAAACUAGGCUCUUUUAGUUGGAUAGCGGGUAGUCAAUGUCCAUGUGGCAGCAAAAUAGCACCUGCAUUUUAUUUGGUUCCUUCAAAAGUAGAUUGGAGUAAUGCUGUGCAAAAUGUACAAGUAACUGUAUAGUACUAAACUGUAUCUCUAUAAUUAAGAUCUUUUGGACGGAUGACUAGCAUGUAAUAACUAAUAUGUAAGCAGAAAUUUUUGGAAUCUUUUUACGUGGUUCUAGCUCGAUUAACGUUAUAACGAAUAUACGUGUGACCAAUGUACUUAGGAAAUUUAUAUUCUAAUUUUGUGCCAAUGUUCUUACAUUAUAUGUGAACAUAUUCGUUUUACGACUACAACUUUACAUAUUUCUUGCCGCAACGAGUACACGACCCGUUCUUCCACAGAGAGAGACCGAUCACUGUAUUUAUACAUCUUGCUUUUUUCUAUGAUUAACAUACAUAACAUAAUAACUUUGUAGACUAACAUAUAACAUUUUCUGUAUAGAUGUCUUGUAUUAAGCAGAUAAUACAUAUAUGAUUUUUAUUAUUUA